CUCGUUUCUUCAAGCCGCAGGGUUUUUAUCACCGUCCAUGGCAGAAGCAAGGGCUAUCAUUUAUCGCAGUCUUCUAUACCUUUCGCAAGCUCCAUUUUUUGGCUCGGCAGUCGAGUCAUUAACACAAGAUGACCUCUUCAGGGCAAUAGUGCAGGCCGACUAUGAACGCUCUCGUCGAGCUUACGAAGAGGGAAAUAUGUCCCGAGCCAGGACGCCAGGCGAUACCCAGCGUCUCCUCUUCCAAAGCCUAGCGACGGCCCGUGAUGGUAAAUACUUCCCAGUCAACACAGAUGAGGCAAGGAAGCAGGCAGAACGCAGGGCAUUUGACCUGCCGGAAUCUACCCGGGAGUUUGGCCAGACCAACUAUGACGAAGAUGGGGAUGAGAUGUUCCAUGACCUCCUUGACACGCUCUAUAAUGUACACGAGCAUCGCAUACCCCAAUGGUUUUGUGUCCCGCGGGACCGGUUUCGAACACUGGCUAAAGAGAUUCGCCAAGGUGACGAAGACGAACUCCGUGAUCUCAGUAUUCCACGGGAUGAUUUCAGAGCCUUUGUGAAACUCCUAUUGAUCGCGCAUGUUGGGCGGCCACUUGUGCAGACAGUGUAUUCUGAAGAGCUAGAUCAAAUCUCGGACUGUAUCGUCAGAAGCUUUGCUCAGGUUCCUAAUCUCGGCAUUACGUGGGAUAUGUUUGAGCAGGCUAGUCAUGCAACCCCUGCACUAUUAAAGGGCCUCCACCGUCUUCUAUCCAGCUUUUAUACACCAUUAGAGACGCUUGAUAUUCGAGACCUCCCAAAUAAAGCAGGACACAUAGCCAGCCGGCCAAUUCUCUCUCAGCUGGGGCUUAUAAUCUCCCAGUCAGACAACUUCGAAUACGACUACUUCGAACUGUACAGGUACUACGACAUGACGAAACAUGAGGGAGAGGUUAUUGACGUCGCCAAGGUGGCAGAAGAUAUGACUGCAGCCGAGGACCCCAUCACUGUCCUCAUAUCCGGUAAAACCACGCAAACUAACGAAAAGGCUAUUUUCGGAUACUACCUGCCAUUUCGUGGUCACGAUGAACACGGAGACGUGGAUCCUUGUCUUCUCUUCCAACUUAGUCCAAUCCAUGAUGUCUUCCGAGGAGAUAACGCUGGCCGACCAGGAUGGGAGAUUUGCAGUCAGAGCCUUAUCUUUGGAAAGAAAGACGAGGGGGUGGCAUUAGUCUUGGAAGAGGAUUGUAAGCGUGCAGUGCUGUUUCACAAUAUAUCUGGUGAUGCUUUGUACGAAGCCACAGCUUGGAGGGGAACUUGGCAAGUGGAUGUGCAAAUUGAAGAAAUUGAGAUGUGGGUAGAGUGAUUAUUAUAGGGAUAUGCUAGUUGAAGCAGGGUCGAUAUUAAUUAGGGCUAGCACAGGUUGAGUAGACAGCAACAAAUGGGAGCCUACCGGG
This is a messenger RNA of Aspergillus versicolor CBS 583.65, 1430 nucleotides long. RefSeq lists its product as uncharacterized. The transcript is spliced from 2 exons. The record is from RefSeq and is a predicted model, not a curated record. The coding region runs from base 38 to 1339 and encodes 433 amino acids. Lineage: Eukaryota; Fungi; Ascomycota; Eurotiomycetes; Eurotiales; Aspergillaceae.